Messenger RNA from Schizosaccharomyces cryophilus OY26, 1509 nucleotides. RefSeq names its product WRDR85 family WD repeat protein. Bases 11 to 1006 code for a protein of 331 amino acids. Gene Ontology annotation, molecular function: protein binding. The record is from RefSeq and is a predicted model, not a curated record. The transcript is spliced from 3 exons. Lineage: Eukaryota; Fungi; Ascomycota; Schizosaccharomycetes; Schizosaccharomycetales; Schizosaccharomycetaceae.
CUUGGCGAGUAUGGCAGAUCAAGGUAUUAAAGGAAUUGCCACGGAUUAUACAGACUGGCCUGCAGACGUAUGCAAGUACUCUGUCGUUUUUGACGACAUUCUGGUUGUCGGCACGUACAUGUUGGAUGAAGCAACUAGGUUACGACAUGGAAAACUCGUUUUGUACGAUACACGGGAGAAGCAACUAAACCGAGUCUUUGUGAUGCACUGUGAUGCUAUUUUGGAUUUCAAAUGGUCACCUCUCGAUCCUUCCAUUUUAGCUGUUGCCCAUUCUACGGGUCAUAUCUCGUUUUAUCGCCAUCAAUUUCGUGCUGAACUUAUGUUUUUGCGAGGCAUCAAGGUGGCCGAUUCCAGUGUACUUAUGCUUGCGUUGGAUUUUUCAGACGAUGGCAGAGACCUUUCGAUUUCACUUUCCAACGGCGCUGUCCUUACAAUCGAUAUUUCUUCAGGAGCGAUCAAGAAUAAAUGGAAAGAACACCAAUAUGAAGCUUGGACGGUUCAUUAUUCCCGCGAUGAUAACAACAUGCUCUAUUCUGGUGGAGACGAUGCAGUGCUUAACUGCUAUGAUCAAAGAAUCCCUUCUUCCUGUGUGUGGAAGGAUAUUAAAACCCACCAGUCAGGGGUUGUCUCAGUUCUUUCUCGUCCUCCCUUCGGUCCGUAUAUAGCCACGGGUGAGUAUGGAGAUUCCAUGCAUACCUUAGACACAAGACGUAUUGGUCGACCUCUUACCAAUGCCAAUCUUGGUGGCGGCGUUUGGCGUUUAGAACACAUGUAUUCUAACGAUGAUUAUCAUCAAGUUUUAGGUGUCUUGAUGCAUCGCGGUGCCCAAAUUCUUCGCAUCGCGACGGACUUUUCUUCUAUAGAUGCUAGUAGCGGCAUCUUUGGUGACCAUCAGAGCAUGUGUUAUGGUGGUGAUUGGCGCCGUAGAGAUAACUUGGUUGCUACUUGCUCUUUUUACGAUAAACGUGUUUGUCUUUGGGAAGACGUAAACCACCCGUCCGUUUAAGCCAAGUUUUAUAUACGUGGUGUAUAUGUGUGUUUUAAUUAUUAUCGUUUGGUUCUUUGUUUUCGUUUUAUGAAAAAUCUAUAUGCUCCGGUCCGUAUGAUUAUAUAAAAAAGAAGAAAAAAACCGGUGUUGUCUCAGCCCUUUUGUUAAAUCCCUUUUUAUGUGCAUGUGUUGGGAUUAUCCUAUAGAAUAAGCUGUUGAUUUUCCUGUCUUGAUACUUAUGAUUUGUGAUUACCUUUAUGAUUGUUCUAUUCAUCCAAUUCCUGUCGGCCGCUUUUUUUAAAAUAACUAGUACAUUCGUUUUAUCUAUAAACAAGUGUGAUACCCCAAAACCGGUUUAUUCAUUCAAUUCAAUUCAUUGUUAGUAUUAAAUCUUUGUCUGAUUUCUCAAGAACUUAUAUAUCUCAUAGGAAGCACAGAAAAUCACUGUACAUGUAGGUAAAAAAAGAGAAAAACCUGGGUAUUUCUAAAUAGAUUCCUUGUCUACUUUAUCUUCUAAACGG